AUUUUUUGGAUGAUUUAUUGAAUGAUUAAUUCAAUGCUUUUUUGCUAACCUUGCCGCGCGACGGCUUGCUUCCAUAGACCAUUAAACUCGAUAAUCAAGACGAAAUCCCUAUUAAGUGAUGCUAGGUAGGCUGGUGCGUGGUGCCCUCGCGGCGGCCGCCCAGCAGGGCCAGAGUUGCGAGAGUUUGAUUGCCGGCAAAGUGCUAAAGGCCGGAUUAAGCAGCACGUCAGCUUGCUGCAGCGAUCGCAUCUCAUCACCAAAUUCUCCCGCAUUUAGUGGCGAGCAAUCUGUGGUUUCUGUUGACGGCAGCCGGGCAGGGAGCCAUCUUCACGCCAGCACAUCGCACGGUACCCCCUGCUCAGAAUGGAGCAGGUGGUCAGCUAGCUCAGGUCAAAGCUCUCAGCUUCAGCAGCUUAGGUUUUAUGGAUUCGCCACUCCAAAGCGCCGCUUUCAGCUUCCGAAACCCAUUGCACAGCUGGUGCGGGACAAGAUUCUAGAGCAGCGCCUAAGCGCGCCUCCCCCUCCGCCGCCGCCGACAUUGGAAAAGCGACAGAUGGCCGACACCUCCUUACGCGUCGGGUGCAUUGCGACGAAGGCGGGCAUGACGCAGGAGUGGGACGAGCACGGCGUUCGGGUACCGCUGACGGUGCUAUGGAUCGAUGAGUGCCAGGUGGUCGGGGUCAAGACCCAUGAGGUGCAUGGCCGCACGGCGCUCAUGCUGGGGGCGGGCCACAAGCGCCAAAAGUGCAUGUCACCCUCACAGGCGGGCUUCUUCCUGAAGGUGGGUCUGCCGUUUAAGAAGUUGGUUGCGGAGUGGCCUGUGAGCGAGGACGCGCUCCUGCCGAUGGGGACCCACAUCACGGCAGCCCACUUCGUCGCGGGGCAGCGCGUGGAUGUGACCGGCUGGACCAAGUACAAGGGCUUCCAGGGCGUGAUGAAGCGCUGGGGCUUUAAGGGGCAGCCUGCCUCACAUGGUGUGUCUCUGUCGCACCGCGCGCCAGGCGCCAUCGGCAACCGGCAGGACCCCGGCAAGGUGUGGAAGGGCAAGAAGCUGCCGGGCUGCAUGGGUGAUGAGCGGCGGACGGUGCACCAUUGCCUGGUUUACAAGGUAGAUGCAGCUCGUAACCUGGUGUACAUCCGGGGCCAGGUGCCUGGACCCAAGGGUCGCUCUGUCUACCUGCGAGACUCACGCCUCACAACCCCGCGUGUGCGCGCUACGUGGGGCCUGCCCUUUCCUACGCACAUCCCCACUCCCGAUGAGCUGGCGGCGGCAUCGGCGCCGGGCGACAUGACGGCGGUGCCGGACCCGGCGGCGGUGUCGGUGUGGCGCAAUCCGAAGGACCCCUACCUCAUGUACGUCAAGGAGACGGACUAUUUCCCAAUUACCUGGAAGAAGGGAGAGUGAUGAACUGGCAGGCUGUUGGUCUCUAGAAGCCAUAGGAGGCCUGACGGUGGUGGAAGCGAUGGCUCGGCAGCAACGGCUGGCUGGGUAGUCGGCCUGCGUCCGUCCUGGCGAACUGGCGAUGGCUGGGAUACGGGCCAUUACGAGCUCGGCAGCUUGAGAGCAUGAUCGGUGUAUGCAAUUGCGCAGCUGGCUAGUAUGGCACCGAAGCGCGCUGCUUCGCUUGAAAAGUUGAAUUCAACUUUUCAGUGAGCGGAUGGAGAUGUGUGCAGGCGAUUAGGAUGUGGGCAUGUGUCUGUAGCCUUGGCAAGCAGGGCAACGGUUAUAUUUACGGGGUGGCCUUGCUCUUCGCGUUGUGUGUAUUGUAUCACACGGGAACUAGUUGGCGGACUUAAGUGUGAACUGGGUGUGGUACGGCCUGACUGUCGGGAUCUGCGCGCGGUUAUUUUUGGACAGAUCCCAGAAUGGUCCUUGUUGGAUCGCUUGUCCAAGCACCGGUUGCACACUGUUCUGCUUACAGCGGAAGUUGAGGGGUGUUCUCGCGGGUAGGAAAUCGACGUAGCGUAAGUGAUAUUCUGUAAAGUUCUCGGCG
This is a messenger RNA of Volvox carteri f. nagariensis, 1994 nucleotides long. RefSeq names its product mitochondrial ribosomal protein L3 (gene mrpL3). Gene Ontology annotation, molecular function: structural constituent of ribosome. The record is from RefSeq and is a predicted model, not a curated record. Lineage: Eukaryota; Viridiplantae; Chlorophyta; Chlorophyceae; Chlamydomonadales; Volvocaceae. Bases 119 to 1405 code for a protein of 428 amino acids. Gene Ontology annotation, cellular component: mitochondrial large ribosomal subunit; ribosome. The transcript is spliced from 5 exons. Gene Ontology annotation, biological process: translation.